Plasmodium yoelii is the source of this 1935-nucleotide messenger RNA. RefSeq lists its product as uncharacterized. The record is from RefSeq and is a predicted model, not a curated record. Lineage: Eukaryota; Apicomplexa; Aconoidasida; Haemosporida; Plasmodiidae. The transcript has a single exon. Bases 1 to 1935 code for a protein of 644 amino acids. Gene Ontology annotation, cellular component: membrane; endomembrane system.
AUGGACGCAAACGUAGCCACUACCCCUGCGCCCGCAGGACAAGGGCAAACUGCAAACGGAAAUGAAAAUCAAAGAGUUCCAUUUUUUCAGAAAAUAAUAUCGAUCAUUGUUCAAAUGUUAAUAAUGCACACAAUUAUGAAUUUUAUAUCUGGUGGGAAAAAUAAAAUAGACCCAAAAAAUGAGUCCACAAAUAUUAAUAACUUAAUAUUACGAAACAGUUUUGAAAAUGAUGAUAUAUUUGAUAUAUAUGUAUUUUUAAGUAAUAAUCAUUCAUUAGAUUUUGAAUAUAUACAAAAAAAUAGUAAAUUGAUACAAAUAAGAGAAAAGGAAUUAUAUACAUAUAAACAGUUUAGUAAUUAUGAAAACAUGAAGUAUUCUUUUUAUCUUGAUGAUACAUGGAAAGGAGAAAAAUAUUUGAGUGUCGUUGCUAUUCCAUUGCAUUGUUAUGAUAAACGUAAUGAGUCCUCAUUAUUAAAAAGCACUAUAAAAAAAAGUUUUAAACAUAAUGUUUUAGUUGACAAUAUACCACUUACUGUUAAAAAAGAACCAUUCGAAGCUGAAAAAAAUGAAAAAUAUAAUUUAAUGAAAGAAGAUUAUAAGGUUAAAAUAAAAAAAAAAAAAGAAGAAUUUUAUCAUAUAAAAAAAAGAAUAGAUAUAAAUAUUAUACACGAUUUAUCAAAACAUAGAAUUAGUGAAUUUAAUAUGCCUCAAUUAAAAAAUUGGAAAAUUAAUAUAAAUGCCCACACAUAUACACCUCCAAUUUUUUUAUCUGAUUUUUGGUUAAUUGAAAAUGAUUAUUAUGUAUUAGAUAAAGAAUUUUUUAAAGAUAAAGAGAAUAGAGUUAAUUAUAUUUCAGUAUAUGAUCCAUAUAUGAUACGAAAUAAUAAUAAGAAAAAUGACCUAUAUGUAUAUCCUGAUAUAAUUGAAAAAAAUUCAGAUGAAAACAAAUUAUUAUCAAUCGAUAUAAAUUAUGGAGUUUGUAGUUUUAUGUAUUAUAUGUUUUUAAAACAAAUGGACGCAUCUUUAUUAAUGAUGGAAAAAAACCAAUCUUUUUCAAUUCAAAAUUUAUCAAAUGUAACUGCACAUAAAGAAAUAAAUAUGAUGAAAAAAAUCUUAAUGACAACAAAUAUUUAUAUGCUAAUAUUUUCAGCUGUAUUUAUAUUGUUACAUACAAUAUUUUCAUUUUUUGCUUUUAAAAAUGAUAUGCAAUUUUGGCAUAAAAAUGAAUCAAUGGAAGGCUUAUCAGCACUUAGUGUUAUUACUACAUUUGUUUGUGAUAUCAUAUUAGCAUUAUAUUUAUAUGAUUCAGAAGAUACAUCAUGGUUAUUAUUAUUUGAGAUGUUUUUAGGGGUUGUAUUAUCAGCAUGGAAAGUAACUAAAGCCGUUGAUGUUUCAUUUAGUAAACAAUAUCCAUAUAUUAUUAUGAAAGACAAAAAAAAUUAUACUGAAUCUAUGACUAAAAAAUAUGAUAAAAUUGCUGUUAAAUAUGUAGGAAUUAUAUUAAUACCCUGUUUUAUUGGAUAUGCAAUUUAUUCUCUUUUUUAUAAUAAAUAUAAAUCAUGGUAUUCUUAUAUAAUAUCAGUUUUAGCAGGAACAGUUUAUACCUUUGGUUUUAUUAUGAUGACACCUCAAUUAUAUAUUAAUUAUAAACUUAAAUCUGUUGAACAUUUACCAUGGAAAGCAUUAAUUUAUAAAUCUCUAAAUACAUUUAUUGAUGAUAUUGCUUUCUUUUUAAUUGAUAUGCCAUGGAUGCAUAAGUUGUCAUGUUUUCGUGAUGAUAUAAUAUUCUUGUGUUACAUAUAUCAAAGAUGUAUAUAUCGAGUGGACAAAAACAGAAGUGAAACACUUUUAAAUAAUCAGAAAAAUGAAAAUGACAAUAAUUCUACUCAAUCUAAUCAAAUUCAAAAUGAGGUUUCAGACAAAAAAAAUGAUUAA